CCGACGAGGACGCGGACGAAAAGGAACAAGAAGAGCGUGACCUAUUAGACCACACGACUAUGUCCAUCACCCCUCGCAUGUCGGGCGCGGAAGACAACGGUGGUGACGCCGGUUCUUCUACACCCAGAACCAAAAACAGGGACGGCGUAUUUUUAAGCAAUACCGAAAGUAGUAGCGGAAACCCUGUUGAUCCCGCAGUCCCAACGAGUGAGAAGCUUGACUCUCUUCGCGCAGAACUGAAACUCGCGGCCGAAAAGGCGCGGAAGGUGGAGCGCCGCAUCGACAAGCAAGGAACUGCGACGGAGGACACCUUGAAGCUGCGGAAAAAGUACGACAAGAUUCAGAAGCGAGUGAGGCGUCAAAUCGAGGAGGAGACACGCCGCCUGGAAAACGAUGCACGCUUCCAAAGACGAAAGCUGCUAAAUCAGAAAGCCGAAUUGGAGCGGAAACGUGCCGAGGCCGUGACGGCGGCGGAAAACUCGGUAGAGGAAAACGAAGCACAAAAAACAACGCUGGAAGCAGAGCUCGUCGACGCGAUGGACCGGUACGAGGUUUUAACAGAAAGCUUGAAGGGUUUAGAACAGGUAUUUCAAUGCAGUGCUUGCGACUUUAUUUGUCCACUUUCAUUUUCGAAAAUCAAAAUCUCACAACUUCUACCCAUGAUUGCUCAUUCGCUUAGGGGGUCUAAUGCUGCUUCGCCCAGACUGACGUAUGGUGUUGUGUAAGUGUGGCAAACUGAUGCUUAGGUAUCCGGCCUCGGCGACGACAGCGAUGACUCAGGCAGGCCUAACGAAGAUUCUUCCGACGAGGAUGCCGGUGUUUCCGAGCCACGCGAGACAACGGAGAACGCAGCGUCGGAAAUCAAUGUUCUAGUGCCGCAAGGACCGGAAACAGUAGAAGAAAGUUCCGCUAAUGUCAGCCUUCUCGUCCCUGCUGGCGUCGCAUCGGACCAGCAACAGUCGUCUGCUCGAUUCCCAGACACAAAACUGCCUCGAAAGAGUUGCCUGAAGCACCGCAAGACCACGCACGAGGCCCGGAGACCAACGAGACGCGUGAGCGUUCUGGCGGCUGCGAGAACACGGAAGACGGCGUUGCUGAUCCAGCAAACCGAGGCCAGAAUGACGCACCACCUGGCGCAGUUCCAGCAGCGGCUCAGUCUGUUUCCGACGGCGGAGCAGCAGCGCAGAUCGGAGGGGAGCCGCGACAGUGGUCAUUUAUCUUCUGGUGCGGCUACUUCGUCGGUAACUAGUCCGGUGCACGGCUUCGAUUUUUCACAACCACAAUCUGCUCCAGCAAUUCGAGUGUUCGCGCCUUUCUCACCAGAAAAUGGAUUUUUACAGAAAGCAACUGUAGAUGAACAUGUCGACACACAUCAAAAUGCAUCUUUGCCCACAAGCCCCCUUCUGACGGACGAUAAAAAGAUCUCUACAACUAGAAGUUCGAUCACGACAACCUCUUAUCUGCUCGAUGCAGCAAACCGGACUCCCCAACUGCAGUGCGAGAAUCACAGCAGCUCCCAGGAACGACAAGCGCAGCCCUCCUCAUCCGAGCAGCUUGUCAAAAUUCACAGCGAUCACAGUCUGGUUGGCAGUGUCUGCAUAUCCGACGGGGAGGAUUUGCUCGACAGCGCGGUGUCUGAAGUCCGCCACAACGAAGUCGACACGCUGCUCGGCUCGGCACGGUCCACAUCGCUGGUGGACAACACCAGUCUGCAAUUUAUCCCAGCGAAAUCCGUAAUAUCCGCUCCGAUUCGCGGUCUUGUGGAAACAGAUGCGGAGGACUUCGUUUCGAUUCCGGCCGCGAAAAACAGUGUCCACGCUGGACAACAGGUCAGGAUGGAAGGUUCAACAUCGCUUGCCGACCGUGUCAGCCGGGGCGCAAUUCAACCUACAGAAGUGUUGGAGACAAACGCCAUAAAGCGGGGCUCUAUCCACGAGGACGCGCUUGCCGAGCUGCGAAACCUCCAGAGCACUUCUCCACUGACGGAGCAGUUGCAAGGAAGAUCGAGCUUGAUCCAGGGUCGAGAUGCCGGCUCCGAGAAAAUGAGUACGCGUUCCGUAGUUACAGGUCGCCGCACAGGGGCUGAACUUGUGCGAGACGUCGACUUGGAAGAGCAGCAAAACGUCGACGAUGAAGUCCGUCAUAAAAUCACAGUUAUCGCAUCCCGCGGCGAGGGCGGUAGCGAAAUUUUCGCAGAGCAGCAGGAGUCCUUGCAUUCGUUAGUCGUUUCGGAAUCCUCGCUCCACGGUCGCACUCCAAGAGAUGAGGAUCACGACGCCUCCCUUGCCGAGGAGUUUCUUUCGAGCAAGAAUGGCUCGCCGUCCAGUACGCGACGCGCCCGCCGCACAACGCAGCACUUGUCAGAAUUCAUCCGCGGAACGCAGAUGAAAAGUUUGCUGCCAAUAAAUGCAGAGGACCGACGGCGUAGCACACAACUAGAAAGUUCUUUUACCUCGGACCUCGAAGCGCGCCACACAGAGCAGGUCUCUGUGAUUCGCGCUCCGGAGGAGCUGUUGGUCGAUGUCACCCCGUCGGGGACCGCAGGGACGGACUUUGCCACUGCGAACGAAGACCACGCAAGCAAUCCGGACUUGCCAACGACCCCUGUGGACGUCCUGGAGGACCAGAGCUUUGUGAUCGAUUACUCAACGCAAGUACUGAACAAGGGGUUUGCGUUCGCGCGUCAGGCGACCAAAUCGGAGCAGCUCGGGCAGAACUUUCCGCAUGUGGGCCAAGUUUUCCAGGUAGAGCUGGAACUCGAAACUGUACGCAUGUCCACGGUCUCGUCCGAGAAGCUAGUGGAUGUAGUCGACGCAGCAGGAGAAGCGAAACACCCAUCCACAGUGACUCAGGGAAAUGCAAAUAAAGCAGAAAUCGUUCAUCCAAGAAGCGGUGAAGAUGCAGCAGCUUCCGUUACUGACGGUGGCACAGACGCUCGACGAAACCAGCACACCAUCGAGGUCCAGCCGGAUGCAAAUACCUCGAUGUUUCUGUCGGAUGAAGAAAUGAAAACAGGCCGCUCUGCAGUAGACGCGAGCCAGACAAGUGAACUAACUCCAAGGAAUGUUCUCGAAAUAGACGUGGAGGCCGUUGCCGUUCCUCGACUGGAUAGUUCAGCGUCUUCUGCUUCCGCUCGACCCCUAGUGCCGGUUUCGGAGGAAAGUGUGCCAGCGGCGGUCAGAACGAGCACGACCGACAGAGUAGAGACUGUAGGUCCCGAAAAGCCUCUUUUGCAAGAAAAGCCUAGCGCAAGGAAUCCAGAUAUUAAAAGCACCAGUGCUCCACCAAACACGAUGCCUCUCCCGCCACCACCGUCCAGAGAAAUAAACGUUCCAAAAACAAGAAACCCUUUGCUGCAGGUGCCGUCCUCCGAACAAUCCGACGGCGGCGCGCGCCUUUCUUCUCAACCGCAUAGCGCGAGGGAGGCGAAGGACCCAAUCGAUCCUAAAGCUGAAGCUCCCAGCGGUCCGUCACCCCGGCCUUCGGCACAGACUCCAGCUACGGGGUUCGUCGCCUCCAGCGGGGGUUUGCUAGCGGAGGAUCUGCUCGAGAAGGCUAUCAAGGAGUUUGACACCGAGGACCUGCAAAGCGAAGUCCGCACGUUCUUCGACAACCAGCUGGCCAGGAAUGAAUCCAAUCUCCACUGGGGUCGCGGGGAAGUCCGGGCCUUCAUCGGCGAGCUGUUCGCGAAGUUUUUCGAUUUCAACUUCGACCGCAUUCCCGCGGUCAGUUUCCGGCAAAACUUUGUCGAAAUCCAACGGCAGUACUGCGAGCACCUGGACGACGACCAGCUCUUGGACUGGAAAGGAGCGGCAGAGCUCGCGCGGAAGAUGCUGGUGCGCAUGAAAUUCUUCCGGGCCGAGUUCGACAACCAGAGGAAGCGGCUGUCCAACCGCAAUUCGACGGUCGUGGGGAACAAGAGUUGAGUGGAGGAGCAGUAUACGGAAUUGAGUACGAUGUAUGAUUUUUGUGCACUUUUUUCUUGAUUGUCUACAACCUGCCGGUUUUGCUGUAAUGUACGUAGUACUUCUAUCGACGGAAGAACAACGGAUUCGGAAAAUGUACCAAAAAACGUGAAGUCAGGUCGCGAUCAACGAACCUAGUCAACACUUCAAGAAAAAGUACAUCG
Molecule: messenger RNA, 4129 nt
Organism: Amoebophrya sp. A120
Lineage: Eukaryota; Dinophyceae; Syndiniales; Amoebophryaceae
Source: the annotation of a GenBank genome assembly